AUGGGCAGUGCCCCCCGAGGCCAGACCCCUGCCCUGCUGGGAGUGGAUGGGUUGCUGGUGGUGAAGGUGGAAGAGGAUGAGGAGGCUGUGUGUGAAGAGGUGCCCGACCCUGAGUCCUGGAGGCUGCGUUUCCACCAGUUUGGCCACUAUGGGGGGGCAGUGGGGCCCCAGGAGGCCCUGGCCCAGCUGCAGGAGCUGUGUCACUGCUGGCUAAGACCAGACAUCCACACCAAGGAGCAGAUGCUGGAGCUGCUGGUCCUGGAGCAGUUCCUGACCCUCCUGCCCUGGCAGCUGUUGGUCCGUGUGAGGGAGGAGCAGCUGCAGCGGGGAGAGGAGGUGCUGGGCCUGCUGGAGGGGCUAGACCAAGGGCUGGAAGAGAAUGGCUUGCAGAUGUCUGAAAUCCUACCCUGGCCUCAGGAGCAGCUGAAUGGGGACUGUGGUGUGGAUGUGCUGGCAGCCAGAGCUGAGUCUCAGCCUCAGACAAGACCCUUGCCCAUAGCCAUGGCGGACUUGACAUUUGCUGAUGUGACCAUGAGCUUCUUGUGGGAGGAGUGGGGGCACCUGGGGCCCAGGCAGAAGGAGCUCUACAGGGACGUGCUUUGGGAGAGCUACAGGCACAUGGGUGCCCUCGGAAUCCCUGUCCCCAAACCAGACCUGAUUGCCUUGAUUGAUGGAGAGGAAGAGGCCAAGGAUGGAGAGGAGAGCAUGUCUGGAGGGGCCCGGCCAGGCGGCGGGAAGAGACUGUGCAGACUGAGUCCUCAAGAGAAAGACCCCCAACAGAGGGUUCUGCCAGCUGCCACCUCCCUUCAGGCCAAGUCACCAAAGCAGGCUAUGAGGAGAAGGGCUUCUGUGGAGGGGCCGGGAAACCCCUGUGUUCCCCCUGCUCCUCAGAAAGGUCUUCUGGCUGCCACCAUCCCAACUCUACAGCUCCAGUUUCCCCCAGUAAAAGGAGCCAAAGGGAAGUUCUCAGCCCAACAGAUACCUCUGCCAAGUGAGGGAGGGUCUCCUCGAUGCUUGAAAGAGAAGAACCUCUGCAAAGACCUCCCAGUAUCGACCAUGGGACCCAAACAAUACAGAUGUAGGGACUGUGGGAAAAGUUUCCAUUGCAAGUCUCCUCUUGUCCGACACCAGAGAACGCACACGAGAGAAAAAACAUUUAAAUGUCCUGACUGUGGGAAAGACUUUAGCCAGAGAUCCAAUCUGAACAUCCACCAGAGAGUCCACCCUGGGGAGAAGCCCUACGCUUGUGUUGACUGUAGGAAAGGGUUUAGCCACCAGACCACGCUUCGUAUCCACAGGCGAACCCACAUGAAAGAGAAACCAUACACGUGUACUGAAUGUGGGAAAGGCUUCAGCUAGACAUCCCACCUGCAUGUCCAUCAGCACGUCCACAGGGGUGAAAAACCCUACAAGUGUCUUAUCUGUGGUAAAGGCUUCAAACAGAGCUCCAACCUGCAGGUCCAUCAGAGAGUCCACCGGGGAACAGUGCCCUCAAAUCGCCCAGAGUGAUGCCUAAGAGCCCCAAGGCUCUUCUACCUCAUUCAUAUAUUGGUUCGUUCAUUCAUUCAUUUAUUUAGCAGUCCUUAUGAAAAGUUCUGUCAUGUCAUGAAGACAAAGAGAGAUGCACCACAGGUCUUCCUCUAAAGUCU
Molecule: messenger RNA, 1649 nt
Organism: Dromiciops gliroides (monito del monte)
Lineage: Eukaryota; Metazoa; Chordata; Mammalia; Microbiotheria; Microbiotheriidae
Product: zinc finger protein 500-like
Exons: 1
Biological process (GO): regulation of DNA-templated transcription
Source: RefSeq, a predicted model, not a curated record